Chiroxiphia lanceolata (lance-tailed manakin) is the source of this 2320-nucleotide messenger RNA. It is a transcript of the gene RPUSD2, whose product is annotated as RNA pseudouridine synthase domain containing 2. The transcript is spliced from 3 exons. Bases 36 to 1571 code for a protein of 511 amino acids. Gene Ontology annotation, biological process: pseudouridine synthesis. Gene Ontology annotation, molecular function: pseudouridine synthase activity; RNA binding. The record is from RefSeq and is a predicted model, not a curated record. Lineage: Eukaryota; Metazoa; Chordata; Aves; Passeriformes; Pipridae.
CCCGGCCGCCGCCGCCGCGCCCGUCCCGCGGGGCCAUGGCUGAGGCGGGAUCGGGGCCCGGCGGUGCCCGGGACGAGGAGCCGGGCAAGGAGGGAGCGGCGCCGGCCCCCAAGAAGCGGCGGCUGGCGGGCGGCGAGCGGUACGUGCCGCCGCCGCGGAAGCUGAGCACCGGCGUGAGCUUCGGCGCCGAGCACUUCGCCGAGACCUCGUACUACUUCGAGGGCGGGCUGCGCAAAGUGCGCCCCUACUACUUCGACUUCCGCACCUACUGCAAGGGCCGCUGGGUCGGGCGCAGCCUCCUGCACGUCUUCGGGACCGAGUUCCGCGCGCAGCCCCUCGACUUCUACCGCGCCGCCGCCCGGGCCGGCCGCCUGCGCCUCAACGAGGAGCCCGUCCGCGACCUGCACGUCGUGCUCAAGAACAACGACUUCCUCAGGAACACGGUGCACCGGCACGAGCCGCCGGUCACUGCCCAGCCCCUCCGGAUCCUGGCGGAGGACGAGGAGGUGGUGGUGGUGGACAAGCCCUCCUCGCUGCCCGUGCACCCCUGCGGCAGGUUCCGGCACAACACCGUCAUCUUCAUCCUGGGCAAGGAGCACGGGCUGACGGAGCUGCACACCCUGCACCGCCUGGACCGCAUGACCUCGGGCGUCCUCAUGUUCGCCAAGACCGCGGCCGUGUCCAAGAGGAUCGACGAGCAGGUCCGGGAGAGGCAGCUGGAGAAGGAGUACGUCUGCCGGGUGGUGGGGGAGUUCCCAGAGCACGAGGUGGUCUGUGAAGAGCCCAUCCUGGUCGUUUCCUACAAGGUGGGAGUGUGCCGCGUGGAUCCCAAAGGGAAACCCUGCAAAACCAUCUUCCAGAGGCUCAGCUACAACGGGAAGACCAGCGUGGUCAAGUGUCUGCCCCGCACGGGCCGCACGCACCAGAUCCGGGUCCACCUCCAGUAUCUGGGGCACCCCAUCGUCAACGAUCCCAUCUAUAACAUGGAAGCGUGGGGUCCUGACAGGGGGAAGGGCGGGAAGAUCGGGAAAACGGAUGAGGAGCUCCUGAAGGCGCUGGUGGAGGAGCAUCGUGCCAAGCAGAGCCUGGAGAUCUUGGGCAUUUCGGAGGAGGACUUGAACUCCGGUGGUGAAAAUAAAGACUGUGGGGAUUCAGGUGACUGCACAAAGUCUGCAGAGGCUGAUCCUACAAAUGGGAAUUCCUGCCCUGCUGAGGAUGUGAAGGAUCCUGAGAGGGAUGCGAAGGAUCCUCAGAGGGAUGAGAAGGAUCCUGAGAGGAAUGUGAAGGAUCCUGAGAGGAAUGACAUAGCAGCUUGUCCACCAAACUCUGAUAUCAACCUGGAAACACUUGAGAAAGACAAAGAACUCGGUUCAUGUGGGAAUCAGGACGAGCAAACGGGACAGAAGGGUUGGGAAGAGAAGGACCCUUUAUGUGUGGAGUGUAGGAUGAGCAGGCGGGACCCUUCUCCCAAGGAGCUGGUGAUGUUCCUCCACGCCCUGCGCUACAAGGGAGCAGGAUUUGAGUAUUGCUCCGACAUGCCCGAGUGGGCAAUGGAUGACUGGGAGGAAUGACCAAGGAUAUCUUGACACCUAUGGACACUGCUGGCUGGAAAAAUGGCUUGGGAAGACCAAAGACUGACUUUUCAAUGUGGUUGAGGUGAACAAACUGCCUGGGGCUGGGGUGGGAAGGAUCACUCUGUCCUGACUCCUGACACUGUGGGAAAUGAGCAGGGAAACAGGGCCUGAGGUUUAUGUUGUGCCCCCCAGUGAUCUGGCACUUGAGGGCAACGAAGACCAAACUCUGCUGGUCACUGGCAGCUUUGCCUUCACCUCAGUGGAUUCUGGAUCGAUUAUCCACAUGGAUAAUGAAGUGCAUGCACUAAAAGUCAAUAACUGGUUUGCCUGCCGGGUUCCUGCAUCUUAAAAUACGAGCUGCUGGAUGUCAUAUCAUAAAACCCCCUCUUUUUACGGUGUUUUAUUGUCAGAUUGAUUUUAAAACUCAAAUAUUGUCACUGAGAACGCUGUGAGGUAAAACCAGAGCACUGUGAUCCCAACUUGUUUUGUGCCUGCUGCUUGUCAGCAAGGUUGACUUGCCUUUAAAAUUCCUCUACCAGUAUUUGUUCAAAUAAUUAUUUAAUUUAAGGUUAGUACUUCUGGGUGCUGAUGUCUUGAUAUUGGGCUUGGCUUUGGAGGUAUUGGUCCCCAGAUUUUGUCUUUAAGAGAUUUGUUUAAUAUCAUAUUCAGUGUGACAGUCGCCUUUCAAGAUAAACAAAAGCUGCUCUAUGGACCAGAAUACUUAUUAAAAAAUAAUUUUAUAUUAA